Molecule: messenger RNA, 810 nt
Organism: Orbilia oligospora ATCC 24927
Lineage: Eukaryota; Fungi; Ascomycota; Orbiliomycetes; Orbiliales; Orbiliaceae
Exons: 2
Coding region: 1-810 (269 amino acids)
Source: RefSeq, a predicted model, not a curated record
AUGGAUGCCCUAGAUAUGGAGAACGUAAAGUUGAAACCCAGGCCAAGAAAGCCACGGAGGAGCCAGCCACUUCUACCCAUAGCGUUGCCUUCUGUUGCCCAAGGCCUAGAGCACCCCCCUAGAGCUGGUGGCGACUGUGAUGUGGCCCUCGCUCCUGCCACCCCUCCUCCUGCAAUCCAUGCUCCUGUCGGGCUCGCACCGGCGGCAUACGGGAUCUUCGAUCCCGACUAUCGAAUUAUUCCACCAGAAGAGCAAGCUAUUGGAGAGCGGCUGAGUAUUGUCGUGGAGGUACAGCCGUUCGUACUUCCGGGGUUUAAAACACUUUUGAGAGGGCUUAGGAUUGCAUAUGACGUGCAUGCAGACGGGGAAUGGCAUCAAGGGAUAGAACGAGUGGUUCUCCAUCAAGAGGCGAAGAGGGCGAACGAGAUCAAGCCGGAUUUGCUUCGACGUGUUGGUUGCUGGCUGCUCCCACGAGCCUAUGCUCUAAAGAGCAUUGAGAUACUGACAACCCCACUAGCCCCGAACGAUAACUACUAUUGGAUUCAGAUUAACAAUGUUAACCAUCCCCAUUUCAAUAUUGUCCAAAACUGCCAUCAUAACAGUGACGAAAUGAUGUUUCAUAUUAAGAUUAUAUUGAGGCAAAGUCUCAUUCUGUGUAUUGUGGCUGUCUACCUAAUCUUUAAGGAAGGUGUUGAAAUAUAUGCCUUACGGAAGUUGCUAAAUGAGGUGGCCGAAACAGUUGUAAAGAUAACUUUGGCGGUUUUUGCUGGCCUUGGAGCCAUUUACGGUGUCUUGGCAGGUAUGGCGUAG